This is a messenger RNA of Didymodactylos carnosus, 1005 nucleotides long. NCBI's taxonomy places the organism in Eukaryota, Metazoa, Rotifera, Eurotatoria, Philodinida, Philodinidae. The record is from the annotation of a GenBank genome assembly.
AUGCACCGUCAUCCUCAUCAUUCUGGUUUAAUAGAUCAGAUGAAUAAAUUUCAACAACAACAACCAUCAAAUAAAACAGCAAGAGCAUCUUCAGACGCGGUUUCUAGUCGAAGAAAAACACAGUUUCGUUUAAUUCCAACACUAAAAGCAUUUAUACACACUCGUUAUGGAUUAAUCACUAUUGUCGGGUUAUUAGUGGUUUUGUAUAAUGAAAUAUUUACUUAUGAAUACGCCCGAUUUUAUUGGCCAAAUAUUGAACAUUUAAAAAAUUCUAAUGUUGAAAAACUUUUGUUAGUUGCUGAUCCUCAAUUGAUUGGGGAAAAACAUGAGGGUUUAUUUGGACUUAUUACACGUCGAGAUGCCGACAGAUAUUUAUCAAAAACAUUUACACAAGCUAGAACAUAUUUGAUGCCGGAUUGGAUCAUAUUUUUGGGUGAUAUUUUCGAUGAAGGUCUAUCAGCAACAGAUAACGAAUAUAAACGAUAUUAUAGCAGGUUUCAAAAUAUAUUUCAAUACAAUGAUAUACAACAGAAAUCAAUUGUAAUUCCCGGUGACAAUGAUGUUGGAGGAGAAUAUUUUGGUGAUAAAAAGCCGCAUUUAAAAGAACGUUUUAAAAGUUAUUUUGGUCGGACAAUUGGACUUUAUAAACAGAAUGAUAUUGAGUUUUUGAAAUUAGAUAUUGAUAUGUAUGAAUCGUAUUUCGAUGGUAAACGACGCACGAUCCUCGAACAAAUGCAACAUCAUUCAAUGACAUCUAAAUUUCGUAUUAUAUUAAAUCAUUGGCCACUUGUUAGUCGUAGUGUCCGCUUCGUCAAACCUUUCAUUGAAGAAUUAGAUCCAAAUCUCAUUCUUAAAGCUAAUCAUAUGGCACAUUUAACAAUUUUAUGGACACCGCAACGAUAUUUGGCAUUAUACACUUAUGCAGCCUAUGGUAUAUUUGUUGUGAGUGUUCUUUUAUUGGCAACAAUCAACACACGUCGGACUGUGUUGUCUGGUUUACACUAG